Emiliania huxleyi CCMP1516 is the source of this 694-nucleotide messenger RNA. RefSeq lists its product as hypothetical. The record is from RefSeq and is a predicted model, not a curated record. NCBI's taxonomy places the organism in Eukaryota, Haptophyta, Isochrysidales, Noelaerhabdaceae. The coding region runs from base 69 to 485 and encodes 138 amino acids. The transcript is spliced from 2 exons.
GAAACCUGGCGGGGGAGGGCGCCUUCCUACAGGUGGCGUCGCUGCCCGAGGGCAAGUCGCUAGGCGAGAUGUCAGCCUCCUUCCUCACGAAGAGCGUCUUCUCGACCGAGGGCCGCUUCGGCGCGUACGGCGCCCCCACUGACAUCAAAGUGCUCUCCAAAUCGGAGGCGGGCGCCAUGCGGCUGCUCGAAAUCAGCUUCGCGGCGCUCAGCCCAGGAGGGAACGAGGUCCCUCGCCGCGCGCUCGUCGCCGCGGUGCAGCCCGAGGGGUCGACGGACGUUGUGAUGCUCGUCGGCGGGAGCACGACUAGCGAGUGGAAACGGGCGGAGCCGCUGCUGCGGAGCCAGGCGUCGAGCUUCAAGAUCGCGCGGGUGCGUCCAACCAGCAUCAAGCGCAAGGCCAAGAACGACUAUCGCUUCGAGAACCAGGGCGGGCUCAACGAGAGGGGGUCCGACUCGGUGUCCAACCUGGUCGACGGCUUUUGACAGGAGGAUUUGUGUGAGCUCUGGCAGAGACCCCGCAGGCGGUGCACACAAGAGCCCCAGGAUUACCUCCCUGGACCCUGCACCCGGACGUGAGAUUUCUUUUUGAGGUACGAGUACACAACGAGUCCCGCGACCCGCGCGGUCAAACCUGGGGGGGACUAGCGCACAUAGCCGCUCUUGGGACCUACGGCUUUAAUACCUCUUUACGA